AUGUGCGUCCCCGCCCCGCCGCUAUCGCGGCUCAGCGGGCGCGGGCCUCCACGCCAAAAAAAAGACCGAAAGAGCCGCGACAAGGCGCGUCAGUGGCGAGCCAAACAGGGGUGCACGUGUAUGCCCAUCGCUUACCCAUCCUCCCCUCCCGCCGCCGUGGUCGCCGUUUCUGAACACAUCCAGAAAUUUUUGAAUUUCCCGCACGGGUGGGGACUAUAG
Molecule: messenger RNA, 219 nt
Organism: Chondrus crispus (carragheen)
Lineage: Eukaryota; Rhodophyta; Florideophyceae; Gigartinales; Gigartinaceae
Exons: 1
Coding region: 1-219 (72 amino acids)
Source: RefSeq, a predicted model, not a curated record